CUUUGAAAGAAAGAAAAAAAGAUCUAAUAAUUCCCGAUCUUUGCUGAUUGAGAACAGCGAUGAUGCAGUGGGGACAAAGGUUGAUGCUGGAGAAGAAUCGAAACAUGUGCAAACAAGAAGCAAUAGUUGAGUUGAGGAUUCAUUUACACGCAACGUACGCAAGUACUGUCACUGUUUCAUGAAAUUGCAGAUUAGAUUGAUAUUAGAUUUACAAUGAUUAGUUUGUAUCUGAAGCACCGAGUGUUAACUCUUUUCUACUAUUGCGUUUCUCCGCAACUAUUUCACAUGCUUCGCUGCAAAUGGAACUGCUUCUUUCCAUGGAAAUCAAAUGCCAAUUCCGCAGUCACUCUCCCUCAACGGUUUUCCCUUCCUUCUCCACUACCCCAAUGGCCUCAAGGACAGGGUUUUGCUUCUGGAAUUAUAAACCUGGGUGAAUUGGAAGUGUGCAGUGUUACUAGCUUUGAAUUGGUUUGGAACAGCAAUGUUAUGGUGGAGAUGAGAAAAGCUGUUGCAUUUUAUAAACCUGUUGGAAUACCAGAUGGGUUUCAUGUCCUUAGUCACUAUUGUCAACCUAGCUACAACAAACCCUUAUGGGGUUUUGUGCUUGUUGCUAGGGAAGUAGAAGCUUGCUCAUCUGAAAAAAUUGAAAUAGGCGACCAGAACAAGUUACCAGCUCUGAGGAAACCUCUUGAUUAUACAUUAGUUUGGUGUUCCAAUGCAGGAAGCAAGGAAAUUGUAACUAGUUCUGCAUACUUUUGGCUUCCCCAACCUCCUGAAGGUUACAAGGCCCUUGGCUAUUUGGUUACAAAAAAGCCUGACAAACCGAAUUUAGAUGAAAUGAGUUGUGUUCGCGCUGACCUCACUGAUAAAUGCGAACCUUACCGCCAAAUACUCGAUGUUAGCUCUGAAAUUCCGGAGUUUCCAUUUUCGGUAUGGAGUUUGAGACCUUGUGACCGCGGCAUGAUGGGGAAAGGAGUUUCAGUUGGAACAUUUUUCUGCAGUAGUUGUGUGAACAUGGGAGAACAGCUACCUGUUGUGUGCUUGAAGAACUUAAAUCCUGUGCUACCAGCAAUGCCAUGCCUUCAGCAAAUACAUGCACUUAUAGAGCAUUAUGGCCCUACUGUUUAUUUUCAUCCUGAAGAAGUUUACUUGCCUUCUUCUGUUGAUUGGUUUUUCAGUAACAGAGCCAUGUUGUUCAGAAAAGGUGUGUCUACAGGAGAGGCUAUUGAUGCAGGUGGCUCAAAUUUGCCGAUUGGAGGAACAAAUGAUGGUGAGUUUUGGAUAGAUUUGCCAUGUGAUGAUGAUGAUCAAAGGGAAUUUGUCAAACAUGGGGACUUGAAAGGUGCCAAGCUUUAUGUUCAUGUGAAGCCAGCACUUGGUGGGACAUUCACUGACUUAGCAAUGUGGGUUUUUUGCCCCUUCAAUGGACCUUCCACUCUGAAAUUUGGAAUCACAAGCAUUGCUUUUAGCAAGGUUGGAGAGCAUGUGGGUGACUGGGAGCAUUUUACGCUUCGUAUAUGCAACUUCAGUGGAGAGCUUUGGAGUAUAUAUUUCUCACAGCACAGUGGUGGCAAAUGGGUGGAUUCAUAUGACUUAGAGUAUAUUAAUGGCAAUAAAGCUAUUGUGUACUCAUCAAAAAGUGGACAUGCAAGUUUUCCCCAUCCUGGAACCUAUAUCCAAGGUUCUUCAAAACUUGGGAUUGGCAUUAGGAAUGAUGCUUGUAGUAGUAACUUGUAUGUUGAUUCAAGUAUUCAGUAUGAAAUUGUUGCAGCUGAGUAUCUAGGAGAUGUUGUUAGAGAGCCUCAAUGGUUGCAGUAUAUGAGAGAGUGGGGUCCUAAAAUUGUUUAUGGUUCAAAAACUGAGUUGGAUAAGAUAAUAAAUGCCCUUCCCUUCAGGCUUAGAAUUUCAUUUGUUAACUUGGUUAAAAAGCUCCCAGUGGAGCUGUAUGGUGAGGAAGGUCCUACAGGGCCAAAAGAGAAGAAUAAUUGGAUUGGAGAUGAAAGAUGGUGAAUUUAUAUUGUGGUAAGCAUUGGUUAAAGAGAAAAAAUCUUGGACAAAAGUGUUGUGGUUGUGUAUGUAGCUUUGUAAAUUCAUAUAGAAAGUUAUGAUAUUGAAUAUAAAUACAAUUUUAUUCAGACA
Messenger RNA from Lotus japonicus, 2139 nucleotides. RefSeq lists its product as hypothetical. The transcript has 2 exons. NCBI's taxonomy places the organism in Eukaryota, Viridiplantae, Streptophyta, Magnoliopsida, Fabales, Fabaceae. The coding region runs from base 214 to 2010 and encodes 598 amino acids. The record is from RefSeq and is a predicted model, not a curated record.